AUGGACGACGAGGCAGAGAAAAUUGUGCUGGAGAUUCCUGAAGAGGAACCAGCCGAAAUAGAAAGCCCUGAAGCUUCCGAAGUCCAGUUGCCACUGGAGAAUGGAAAAACAACUAACAAUGGAACGAGAACGCCAUCGAUAAAGUCUGACAAUGGGAAAAGAAGCCCAUCCAUAAGAUCUGAGAACGGAAAGACACCGUCAGUGAAAUCUGACAGUGACAAAACAGCAUCAAUAAAAUCUGACAAUGGGAAAAUAAGUGGAAAUGGGGUAGAAGAAUUGAUAGAAGAGGUCACCGAUCCCUAUGAAGAGAAGUCGAGGAGUCAAGAGGAGCUCCGAAAAUUGGAGGAACUGAGUUUGGAUGGGAAACCGACGUCGUUGGAAGAACUGGGCAGGGAGAGAGCUCAGCGAGUGAAAGCUAAGAUCUAUAGGCAGUGUCACAGGCGUUUCAGGGAGAUAAUUGGCAAGAGGGAGAUGAAGAACGAGGAAUUGGAGAAGCAGCAGGGCGACUUGAAGCAUCGGUUGAACAUGUUAGAGUGUUCGAUGCCGGCCGUGAUGGUCUGGAACAUCUGGAGGAUGUCCCAAGGCAAUUGUGUGCCGAACUUAAAACGCGUGAUGGAGAAACAGUUUCUGGGCCCGGCUGCCGGCGAAGUUUACUGUCCCAGCACUCCCAGCAGACACUUCGACUGCAGGGUGAGGGAGAUCGAGGCUGAGAGAAAGCAGGCACAGAAACGAGUGGAGGAGGCCAGGGCUUUGUGGAGCGAGAAGACGAGUCUGUUGGAAGAAAGGAGUAAGAGAUUGGAAGAAGUUAAGAGGAUUCAGGAGGAGACCAAAUUGAAGAUCGAACAGCUGAUCAUUGAGGCUAAGAGGCUGAAGGAGGCAGCCAAGAUAGAAGACGAUGGGUCUUGCGAAACUGGCGAGUGCGGGGUGAUACAGUGCAAGAAAAAAUGGCUGGAGAAGGUGCCCAGCAAUGCUUCUAUAAAAUCGGCGGACAUCGUGUGCCUGGACAAGCUCCAAGAGCUCGCGCAGAACGAGUACUGUAUCAAAAGGCAUAUCGCCGAUCUCGAGAGCCGCGAGGAGGCUUACAUGAGGACGUUACAGCAAGCGGAUGAACUCUGGUGCAAAUUGGAAUCAGACGCGGCCAGCACUGUGAGCGCGUUGCAGGAACAGCUGGACAUGAAAACGGCUGCGAAUCAACAGAUGGCUGACAGGAUUGUAGCCCUGGAGGAUGUGAUAGAACAGUUGAGAGCUAGGCUAGGCCUUUGCACUGGAGAGUUAGAGAAAUAUAUGAGCAAGAGCAAGAUUGAUGCUCUCAUAGGGAGAGACGACGAUUUCGCUGAGAUGUUGGAUAAAGCGCUGCGAGCAGCUCCGGAUGCGCGAGACAAGAUGGUAGGCAUAGAGAGAGAGAUGAUGGACAGAGAUAUGCUGGCCAAGAUGGACAUGAGCGACGCGAAACUGGGCAUCCAUCCUGAAGACUUCGCCUAUGAGGAUGAGAGGCUUCAGGAAGCCAGAGCUUAUCUAGAGAAGCUCGGAUUCUCACUUUCAGAACUGGACAAAUAUCCUGAUGACUUAGUCUGCGCGGCAGACUUCGCUUGCAACGAUUUGGUAUUCACUGAGACCGGAUUGACCGAAGAGGAGAUGCAGGCUUUGAAGGAGGGACGUGUCACUGCGAAGAUGUUGUUAGAACAGUGUGGAGUGUCGGUCGAUUUGGAGCUGGAGCAAGAAGCUGCUGGGGUGGAGAGGAUUGAGAGGACAGUGAGGUCAGAAAUGUACGAGAUGGAAGAAACGAGGGAAGCGGUUGGAAUGAUGAAGGAACGUGAGAUGAUGAUUGAAAAGAGUGUAGAGGAAAUCGGGGUGGGAGAUCAGGAAGAUGAUGUACCUGCGGACGAUACUACGACUUAUGAGGAUACUACUGAUAUGGAAGAUUUCGUGGAUGCACCAGCGUACACCGAGACGAGAGUUCAUAAACGUGAUGUAGACGAAGGAGAAGAUCUCUCGGCAAUGGAAGUGACGACUGAACCGAGUCUUGAAUUUCCUUCAGAGGAAGUUGUUCAUGACGAGUCAGUGGUCGUUCCGAGGACUGAAAUGUUGGACUGGCAGGAUGACGUUGAUACUAUUCGAUCUACCAUUGCGGAGUGCCCUGAUUGCAUUGUCGUGAAGAAGGAUGCCGACGAACUGGCUGUCAAGAUGGCUCGUUACACCGGCGUUAGUAUCGAAGAUCAAACUAUUACGGAAGUGACAGAAAUAGCCGACAGUCCUCGCGAAAUCCUUGCACCGUCUGAAAUUCCCAAACCCGAGGUGCCAGUCGCGGUUGAGGCUAAACCCGAAGUUGUAGAAGCCGAAGUAACAGUCGCACCGUCGGUUGAGGAAAAAAUAGUUGAGGCUAAAGUUGCAGAACCUGAUGUGAAAGUGGAACCAGAAGAGCCCCCUGAGGUACUGGAACCACCUGCAGUGGCUCCAGUUGAGGCACCGCCACCCACGGCACCUCCAGUUGUAACACCGCCACCUGCAGUGGCUCCAGCUGAGGCACCACCUCCUCCUAAGGCACCUCCAGCUGCAGCACCACCGCCCACAGUACCUUCAGCUGAGGCACCAUCUCCUACGGCACCUCCAGCUGUAGCACCACCACCUGCAAUGGCUCCAGCUGUAGCACCACCACCUGCAAUGGCUCCAGCUGUAGCACCACCACCUGCAGUGGCUCCAGCUGAGGCACCAGUUCCUCCUAAGGCACCUCCAGCUGUAACACCACCGCCUACAGUACCUCCAGCUGUAACACCACCACCUGCAGUACCUCCAGCUGAGGCACCAUCUCCUACGGCACCUCCAGCUGUAACACCACCACCUGCAGUGGCUCCAGCUGAGGCACCACCUCCUACAAUCCCUCCAGCUGUAACACCAUCACCCACAGCACCUCCAGCUGAGGUACCAUCUCCUACAGCACCACCAGCUGAGGCGCCGCCACCUACGGCACCUCCAGCUGAAGCACCACCACCUGGGGUACCACCAGGUGAAGCACCAGCAGUCGUAGGAAUACCAACAGAAGAAGAGAAGGCACCAACAGAAGAAGAGAAGCCACCAACAGAAAUUCCAAAACUACCAGAGGAAGUGGAAGCAUUGCCACCAGAAGAAGUAGAAGUGAAAACAGAAAAAGUGGAAGAGGUACUACCAGAAGAGAUGAAGGAAGAAGUUCCUGAAGUAGAAGCACCGUCACCUCCACUAGAAGAAGAGGUUGCGAUACCUGUGAAAGAGGAAGUGCCAGUGGAUGUUGAAGGAGAGCCAGUUGAUGUUGCAGUAGUGCCUCCUGAAGAGGUACCACUUGUGGAAGAGCCACCUGAAGUACCAGUUGAAGAAUUGCCACCUGAAGUACCAGUUGAAGAAUUGCCACCUGAAGUGCCAGUUGAAGAAUUGCCACCUGAAGAAGUUCCGGUCGAAGUACCAGUCGAAGUAUUACCUCCUGAAGAAGUCCCAGUUGAAGAAUUACCACCUGAAGAGGUACCAGUUGAGGUACCAGUCGAGGAAGUGCCUCCAGAGGUACCAGUCGAGGAAAUGCCUCCAGAAGUGCCUCCAGAAAUACCAGUCGAAGAAAUGCCUCCAGAAGUGCCCGAAGUGCCUCCAGAGGUACCAGAAAUACCUCCAGAAGAAGAGGAAGAAAUACCUCCCAUAACAAAAAUGGAGAUCACGCAAACGGAGAUAACGAGAAUCGAAACAGUCCAAGUGGUCACGCAAACGGUAGUCGACGUCGAUACACAGACUAGCCCCAGAAUAACCAGACACGUUCAGCCACCAGUAACGACCAUAACUAAAGUAGUGGACCCUGACUCCGAGACCGUGCAACGGUUACUAGCCUUCGCUAAACCAUUACGUGAACAACAGCCAACGGCAAUGACGUACACAGAGAGUGCUCACUCGCACGUGACCACGUCCUUCCAAAUGAGAACAAGCACUCCAGCCCCGGACUCCCUCGCCGCAAUCUUGCACGCUCUGAAACCCGAAGCCUCUAUGAGAGGCCCUGAACAAGAAAUCAGAUCAACUUACUAUGGAAAGCCUGAUAGGAAGCCCGGAGACUCUGAAGACGGCAAGUGCAACUGUUGUCAAUGUGGCAAAGCGAUGUCCAGAUCUCCGUCACAGCCACCUUCCAUGUUCAAAAGCCCUUCAAAAAAAUCGUCAAGAAAAUUCGCAACUCCGAGUAGAGAUCCAGUCAUGACAAUCGACUGCACCUGCGCUGAUUGCAAACUGCAGAAACUGCAGGAGACUCUCAGAUCUCACGAUCCUUUAAAGGAGCGAUCGCAUAAGCCAAAAAAGGAUCAGAAAACCGGUGCCUCCAUCCACGAGCUUGUCAAGUCUCAGUCUCGGAAGGAAAAAGGGAAAAAAAUCGAUCAGAGUUGCAUGGCGAAAAUUGCCAGGGCCAAAGCGAAGGAACAAAAGUCGAAAAAGUGUGAGGAUAAAAUUAGAGAAGAAGUGAUUGACUCCGCUGGAUGUGCUUGCAGCGGUAUGAUAGAAGUACCCGGUAAACCCGGCAAGUUCAAGCGAGUGCACUGUGCUUGCGGUGAUCCUGAUUGA
Messenger RNA from Ceratina calcarata, 4557 nucleotides. RefSeq names its product titin-like. The transcript has 6 exons. Bases 1 to 4557 code for a protein of 1518 amino acids. The record is from RefSeq and is a predicted model, not a curated record. NCBI's taxonomy places the organism in Eukaryota, Metazoa, Arthropoda, Insecta, Hymenoptera, Apidae.